GAGUGCGGGUAGGGAGUGAGGGUGGAGCCUCUCUCGACACCAGCAAGGCCUUGGACGUAGUCAUAGAAUCAUCGGGUUGUCAGAGAGUAGGCACCUCAAGACAGGGAUAGAAGCUCAGCCCUGCCUCAGAGCUCGUAAUUCCGCCCAUCCUGUAGUAGUUUGAGUGUCGGACUGUCCGCCCUGUUAUGUGCGACUUUGUGACACUCUCGGUGUUGUGACUCAGUUGGAGUCACAGAGUGACUCUGAUGGGGAUUGUGGGAUUCAGGUUCCAGAUGUUCAAGAUGAUGGGAUUCAGAUUCAAGAUGACUCGGAUGGGAAUUAUGGGAUUCAGGUUCAAGAUGACUCGGAUGGGAAUUAUGGGAUUUAGGUUCAAGAUGACUCGGAUAGGAAUUAUGGGAUUCAGGUUCAAGAUGACUCGGAUGGGAAUUAUGGGAUUCAGGUUCAAGAUGACUCGGAUGGGAAUUAUGGGAUUCAGGUUCAAGAUGACUCGGAUAGGAAUUAUGGGAUUCAGGUUCAAGAUGACUCGGAUGGGAAUUAUGGGAUUCAGGUUCAAGAUGACUCGGAUGGGAAUUAUGGGAUUCAGGUUCAAGAUGACUCGGAUGGGAAUUAUGGGAUUCAGGUUCAAGAUGACUCGGAUGGGAAUUAUGGGAUUCAGGUUCGAGAUGACUCAGAUGGGAAUUAUGGGAUACAGGUUCAAGAUGACUCGGAUGGGAAUUAUGGGAUUCAGGUUCAAGAUGACUCGGAUAGGAAUUAUGGGAUUCAGGUUCAAGAUGACUCGGAUGGGAAUUAUGGGAUUCAGGUUCAAGAUGACUCGGAUGGGAAUUAUGGGAUUCAGGUUCAAGAUGACUCGGAUGGGAAUUAUGGGAUUCAGGUUCAAGAUGACUCGGAUGGGAAUUAUGGGAUUCAGGUUCAGAGUGCCCCUGUUGUGAGAGAUGAGGAGCAAGGAAGCAUUCCCACGGAAGGGAAUGGUGGAGAUGAUACUGAAGCUAUUCAGGUGCAAAGGGAAGACAGCUUCCAGCUAGAUAACAUGCAGACACAGGCUCCUACUAACAAGCUGUCUGGCUUUGAUGAAACGGAAUCUCUGGAUCUAGCUGGCUGUUUGGAAUUCCGGGUCCACCGGAGUGUCAGGAUAGCAAACAAGAGAGAGGUCCGAGGCCAAAGAAAUGCAUUCAUGCUAUGCAGGGAUUAUUAAAGGUUGUGCUGAGAGACAAACCUUUGUCAAAAGCAACGUCUCAUUUGGAGUCAAGAAGCAAUCUCUUGCUUUCCCAGAUUACCUUGCAGCUUUGUGUAUUCAAGUUAAUGGGACUUUGUCUUGUAUUGAUGGAACCUUGCUUUAUGCCUAAUGUUCUCUUUAUAAUGUUUAUUAUUUAUAGCCUUGUGUAAGGAAGCUAAUAACAGCUGCCACCAAUUUGUAAAGAUACAACCACCAAAGACUCUGAGAGGAGACCUUUUACUUUUUUUUCUUUCUUCUUAUUCACUUUAGAUGGUAGCGUAACUUGGUUUAUAAUAUAUGCGAGAGAGGCUUAGAUGUUGGAAGAACAAUAACAAGUUUAUUCAGGCACAGAGCUUAGUGGUUACAAUGUUGUUGUAACCACUACUGGGAGGUAUUUUUAUUAACAGUUACAAUACUAGAAUGAGAUAAGUCAAACUCUCUAAAGUGUCACUUCCUUUACUCAAAGUACAGUAGAGUCUCACUUAUCCAACACUCGCUUAUCCAAAGUUCUGGAUUAUCCAACACAUUUUUGUAGUCAAUGUUUUCAAUACAUCGUGAUAUUUUUGUACUAAAUUAGUACAUACAGUAAUUACUAUGUAGCAUUACUGCGUAUUGAACUACUUUUUCUGUCAAAUUUGUUGUUAAACAUGAUGUUUUGGUGCUUAUUUUGUAAAAUCAUUAUGUAAUUUGAUGUUUAAUAGACUUUUCCUUAAUCUCUCCUUAUUAUCCAACAUAUUCACUUAUCCAACGUUCUGCCAGCCUGUUUAUGUUGGAUAAGUGAGACUCUACUGUAGUUAGAACUUCUUCCUCUGCUACUUUUAAACCGUAGCCACCCUGUGAUAUACGAUCACAGAUUCUCUGUUCCUUACCAGGACACAGACUACAUUAAAUAAGUCACCAAACUUAUUUUAAACCGACUCAAAAAUUGAGUCUCCCUGAUCCCCUCAACCUAGGAUCAAUCUUCCCUGUGCCUCAUCAGAGCACAGACUGAAUCCCUUUUUUAAAACUCUGCACUUUUUCAACAAAACGGCAGUUGGCUCCGCCUACUUCUCCAUGGCAUGCUGAGAUGCAAUAACUGCAAUACUUACCCUUUUAAAACACAAACACACAAUUAAACAUAACAUCUGUAAACCAAAAAUGCAUACUUCAUUA
Molecule: messenger RNA, 2365 nt
Organism: Anolis carolinensis (green anole)
Lineage: Eukaryota; Metazoa; Chordata; Lepidosauria; Squamata; Anolidae
Exons: 2
Coding region: 246-929 (227 amino acids)
Source: RefSeq, a predicted model, not a curated record